GGAGUCUCCACCGGAACUUUGAAGAUCCUGAACGACAUAUUUCUAGACGGGACGAACCUCCUCGUGGAUCAGGUCUUGUGUCUUCCCAGGAAAUGCAAUGUCUACAAAGUACAGGAUGGCGACACCUGCUCCUCCAUUGCAUCCUCCCAGCGAAUCUCAGUGACAGACCUGCUCAGAUACAAUCCCACGCUGAACAGCGCAUGUUCGAACCUCGUCAUUAGCAACAAUAUUUGUAUUGGACGAUCUGGGACGCUGUACACACCCACAACCAUUGCAGGGGCGACUGCCACUAAGACAAACCAAUACGCCACGGCGACAGUCACUCCUGGCGGUACUACUGCCGGCGGGACCACUGACAAGUGUGGAAAAUACCACAAAGUCUCUGCUGGAGACACCUGUGAGCAGAUCUCGCUCAAGUACUCAAUUAGUGUUGAUCUAUUUUUGGCUAUCAAUCCAUCGCCCGGCAUUGAGUACUGUGUCUUUCCCACGCAGAAUUGGAAUGCUACAAUGGGUUCGAACAUGACCACAUCGACCUAUAUCACAGCACCAGGUCCAACUCCUACUGGGUCGACUUCCAAAUGCUACUCCUGGCAUGUCGUUGAAAAAGACGAUGAUUGCACGAAACUCGAGGCCAUCUAUGGAGUCUCCUUUGGCGAAUUGCAAGCUUGGAACCCUCAGAUUAACUCAAUUUGCUCUAAUCUUCUGCUUGACGCCGCUUACUGCGUCAAAGGAGGCUCUGUGACAACACCUAGCUCCAAAUCCGCCUCAUCAACACCCACAUCGAGCGGCGCUCCCCCAGGCCCUACUCAGUCCGGCGUCGCAGGAAAUUGCGACAGUUGGGUGAUGCAGAAAGAUGGCAUCUACUGCGCCGACAUGGCUGACAAUGCUGGAAUCACAAUUGACGAGCUUUACAAGUGGAAUCCGGCCCUAAUCGGAGGCCACGUGACUGCUCACUGAGCAGGCUCUGAGUACCCUUAUUAAAGCGGCGGCGUCCAGAAGAGGAAAGCCACGGUCGUUCUAGAAAAACAGGUACGUAUAGGUGCAUAUAAAUAUAUAUAUCGGUGACCGGCCCAUUGUCUCGAC
Messenger RNA from Aspergillus glaucus CBS 516.65, 1083 nucleotides. RefSeq lists its product as uncharacterized. NCBI's taxonomy places the organism in Eukaryota, Fungi, Ascomycota, Eurotiomycetes, Eurotiales, Aspergillaceae. The annotation marks the transcript as partial. The transcript has 5 exons. The record is from RefSeq and is a predicted model, not a curated record.